Molecule: messenger RNA, 2695 nt
Organism: Centropristis striata (black sea bass)
Lineage: Eukaryota; Metazoa; Chordata; Actinopteri; Perciformes; Serranidae
Product: OX-2 membrane glycoprotein-like
Exons: 6
Coding region: 1-849 (282 amino acids)
Molecular function (GO): cell-cell adhesion mediator activity
Source: RefSeq, a predicted model, not a curated record
AUGUCCCAGCUGUCAGCUGUGUUUAUUUUUCCAGUGGCCACGUCACAGAUCACUGGUUAUGGAAAUGCGACAGCUAACUAUGGAGGUGAUGCAUAUUACCGCUGUGCAGUCGCCAACCCAGCAGGAGUGCUGCAGGUCACCUGGCAGAGGCUCUACAAGGACGAGUCCAUUGAGAAUUUGGCAACUUACAGCAAGCGGUUUGGACAGCAAGUAAAUGAUCCUUACAGGGGAAAAGUGAUCUUCACAGAGGCGUCUCUGAGCUCAACGUCCAUCACUCUGUCCAACGUCACAUGGGGGGAUGAGAGCUGUUACAUUUGCUCUUUCAACGUUUACCCCGAUGGCUCCAAAAGAAAGCAGACUUGCCUCACAGUGCAAGGAAUAUCCAAGGUGGAAACAAGCGUGCACCCUCAGAGCAGCGAAGAGGAUGACGAUGACGAAGACAUGGAGGUGGUGUUCAGCUGCUCUGCUACAGGUAAACCAGCUCCAACCAUUCGGUGGGACUACUCACCUGCUGCCACUCAGGUGCACCAAACACAGACUACUACAGUAACAAAUGGUGACCCCACGUUUACCAGCAGCAGAAACAUCACUCUGAAACUACCUGCAGAGUGGACGGGACAUGUGGACUGCCUGCUGAACGAGGGAGUGACAGGUCAAAGGCGGGAGAGGAUCUUUUAUUCUUUACCUGAAAGGAACAAGGAAAAGGAAAAGGAAAAGGGGGAAGAACUGUCUACUUCAGGGAUUGCACUGGUUAUCACCACUGUAGUGUUUGUUUGCUUCAUCGUUAUUGCUGCUGCAACGAAGCGAAGAAGGGUAAAGAGUUGCAUGGGAAAUGAUGAGCCCGUUUGAUGGUCUCACUCAGCAGAUACCGACACGGCAGCUUUACUGUAUGAAACGUACCACGCUUUACAUUUACUUUAAACCUGGUGACAAAACUAUAACCCCCAUUCCAAAAAAGUUGGGUCACUGUAAAUAAAACAGGAAGCAUAAAAUUAAGAAUUAAGAGUGCAUAUGUAGAAGAGCAAAAAUAAUAACACAUAGUGAAAUAUAUUUUCUUUGUAUUUUCAUUGAAAUAUACAAUUCUUAACAAAUUUAUUAGACCACUUGUCAUAAAAACGAGAAAACAAAAAUCUUUCAAAAGCUUGUUUAAAACAAAAAAACAUUAUUGAUAAUAUAAUAACAUAACAGUUGACUCGGAGGAGUCAGAAAUUAAUUAUUCAACCACUAAAACUAACUUUUCUGUUAAGAAAAGCAAGUAAAUAACUAUAAUUUGACAUCUUAAUCAAGAAAUAAUAAUGUGCUUUACUAUUUUCACACUUUUUUAGUAAAAAAAAAAAAAAGUACAUUUGAAAAUUCUUAUAUAGGAUAAUAAUAAUAAUUCUAUUUUAGCAUUAAAAAUAUAAUUUUGGUUAAGCAGCUUCUACAUAAACAAUUAUUUUGGUAUUUACUAAUGCUAUUAAUUUAGGAUGGCUGUGGCACAAACCGGUGGUCGAAUAAAUUUGUUAAGCAGUGUAUGUCAAAAAGGAUUAGCAACUUGGACGCUUAGAGUAAACGGAAAUAAUACAAAGACAAACAAACUCUGGACUUUGACCCAAUGUUUGUUAUGUGGAGUCAAGCUUCAUGUUUAUUAACCCAACCCUAAUCUUUGACCCUCAUGUUAGUCAAGCGUUUCCUGUAAAAGCGGAAGUUUAUUUUGAAAAGCCUUUGUGCAUGUAACCAGCGGAAAUUGACACACCGUCCCUUGACCUCAAAAACCGCAGAAAAUUGGUGCCUUGUUGGUCAAUAUGAUACGCAGAGGGAGGAGAAAAAGCGUCUGAAUCUGAGCCGUUGAUGAAAAUGCUUUGGACUCUUUCACACAGGCAACAAGCAAGCAUUAUAAAUAUCUGUGUUUUCUUUUUCAUUCCAACUUUAAAAUAACAGCGAGUUAAGCUAAAAGCUGCUACCUAAAUUUUCCACUGGUGAAUUUCAAUCCUCAGCACUUUAACUUUAUUUAUGGAGCUAAACGCAAAGCACUUGUCAGGCUUUGUAGAAUGUAAAGACGCAACUUUUCAUAGGAGUAUUACCAGAGUUUCUGUGUACAGUGACAAGCAUGUGGGUUAUACUGGUCCGCAUCUGAGCUUAUCUGAUAUGUAAAACAUUGAGCAGAGUUAGAGUUAUUUCAGCACAGUGCAAUAGUACAGGCUUGCUUUCUGUUUUGAUGAAAAUAAGAAAUGCUGGUGGAGCUAUGGCGCCCUCUAAUGUGCUUUUGUGGAAGAUCACAUGAGUACCAGGAAUUUAUUCUAUUAUUUGCACAGGAAAUUACCACUGUUUAUUAAUUUAUCUGUUCUAUUAAAUUGAGAUGUGAGAGAAAUAAGUUGUUUUUUUAAACCAGAAUUAGCACAUCUGGCUUUAUGUUACUGCAAUAUUUAAUUUUCAUUAUAGACAUAAUAUAUAAGUGAUUGUAAUUUUGCACUUUAAUGUUCAAUGUUUGUGUACUAAUGUUAUUUAUUGUUCAAUGGACAUCUACCUGAUGCACUGUGUGCUUGUGUUGUGUUAAAGUGCCUGCUGUGUGUAGGUUAGUUAUACUGUUCUGCAUUAAUGCAGACUCCAACUCCAACAUAAUUUCCAAUGAUCUACUCUUUAAGUAAAUUUCAAUAAUUUAUUCUCUGAUUCCCAUAAACAUAUGAUAAGUGUUUUCACUUGUGUGCAAUAUGUU